Nicotiana tabacum (common tobacco) is the source of this 423-nucleotide messenger RNA. Lineage: Eukaryota; Viridiplantae; Streptophyta; Magnoliopsida; Solanales; Solanaceae. The record is from RefSeq and is a predicted model, not a curated record.
AUGAUUGAAAUUCCCAAGUGCAAGGUGCCAAUUGUAAGUACAAUUGUUGUUGAAAAGGUGCACCAAGCACCAAACACUUAUCGAAAUGCGAAAGAGGUCCCUUCAAAGGAGAAAGAACCAAUCAAUGAGGCAAGAAAGGUAGAACAUAGAGUGUACAAGCAAUUACCGAGACCACCUCCUCUGUUUCCACAAAGAUUUUCAAAGCAACAACAAGAAGAAGCUCUUAAAAAGAUAUCAGGUUAUGCCAAAUUCAUGAUGGACUUGGUCACGAAGAAGAAGAAUGUUAAUUUUGAGACCAUCAAGGUUACCCACCAAUGUAAUGCAAUCAUCUCACAUACUGAGGUUAAGAAGAUAGAAUGCCUAGGGGCUUUCACUAUUCCUUGUGUUAUUGGGGUUGACAAGAUUCGCAAAAGCUUUGCGUGA